Molecule: messenger RNA, 3000 nt
Organism: Owenia fusiformis
Lineage: Eukaryota; Metazoa; Annelida; Polychaeta; Sabellida; Oweniidae
Source: the annotation of a GenBank genome assembly
UUCGCAAAAUAAAGGGGUGGCAGGUUGACUUACCAUGAAAUUAUUAUGCAAUGUAUGGCCGAAACUGAAUGCCAUAUAAUAUAUAGUAAACAAUCAUAUUCAUUUGUUAUUAUUGUUUCGUCGACUGGCGUUUGAAGUGAGACCACACACUCCCAUGUAAAGGAUACAUCUUAUAAGUAGGGGAGACAGGUUAAUUUUUCUGACGCAAAGACUUCUGGGAUUUAUUUUCAAAAUGGCGAUUGGAAAAAAGUGAGAUGAAUGCUGUGAUAUAGCUAAUACUUGAGGAGACAGACUGAAAUAAGUUGAUUAUGGAUACGUGUAAGCAUGUAGAUCGUCUCAACCCUGCUAAUGACCACUCUAUUCUGAACCCACAGAAGUGGAUGUGUGCAGAUUGCGCUACAACUGAAUCUGUAUGGGCCUGUUUGAACUGUGCCAAUGUGGCAUGUGGGCGUUACAAUGAGUCCCAUGCUCUGAAACACUACAAAGAGACAAAGCACCCUCUUGCUUUGGAAGUGAAUGAGAAAUAUGUCUACUGUUACGAAUGUGAUGACUAUGUGAUGAAUGAUAAUGCAAGUGGCGACCUGAAACUGCUUCGUACAACGCUACAGGCCAUCGCCACACAAUCUUUCACAGAUAUAGAGUCACGAGGCAAACGCUUUCUCAGAUCUCAUUCUUUCUCAGGAUAUGAAGCCAAAUCAGCUGCUGCACUUCGGGAACAGGAUCGGAAGUACACAGCACUACGCCACAGGAGAAUCAUGCUGCUGACAAAGUGUUUUGAGGCUUGGCGCGGUGUAACUAAGAAACUAGCCCGCACACCUGAUCAGACCCCAGAGAAAACCCGCUCAAGACUCCACAGACGAGUCAGGACAUCAACUGCUUCUCCAGUGUCUACACCCCCCAAAAAGAAAUGGACAUUAACUCCAGGGAUCACCGGUCUGAGAAAUCUAGGAAACACAUGUUAUAUGAACUCAAUACUUCAACUUCUCAGUAAUCUUGCACAGUUCAAAGAGUACUUCCAUAACCUCCAUGAACAUACAGACCCUACAGACAGCAACAUGCAGAACCCACAACCUAACAACAAAUACAUGAGACAGACAACUAUAGAGUGCUUUCAGCAUGUUACCAGUACAUGUACAAACAGGGAUAAUGUCAAAGGUGGGCUUAAUGGUGGGGGAUCAUCUCAAAGUGCUUCAAAUCACCAAAAACCACCCAGCAAUUUAAAAUCAGGAAAUGUGUAUUUAUGUCAGGAACUCCAUGCAUUAAUCAGAGUCAUGUGGUCUGGCAAGUGGGCCAUAGUUAGUCCCCAUGCUAUGUUAAAUGCAGUAUGGACUGUUAUACCUUUCUUCAAGGGCUAUGCUCAACAAGAUGCACAGGAAUUCCUCUGUGAACUACUUGACAAGGUCGAUAGUGAGUUAGACAGAUGUUAUAGGGACCACAGUAAACCUGUACAUAUACCAGCAUCAAAUAUCAUUGCACAGACAUUCCAAGGGCAGCUAGUUAGUGAAGUCAUAUGUCAGGCAUGUCUGAACACAUCUAAGACAUAUGAACCAUUCAUGGACCUGUCAUUAGAGUUCCCAGAUAGAUACCAUCAAACAGAGAAGAAAUAUAAGGAAGAGGAAACUAUGGAGCCAUGUCACCUUACAGAAAUGUUGUCCAAGUUCACUGAGACUGAAACUCUAGAUGGGGAGAUCUAUGCCUGUGAGAAAUGCAACAAUAAACGUAGAAAGACUAGCUCAACUUCAGAUACUAUCACUCUCUCUCAUGCCAACAAACAACUCAGGAUCAACAAACUACCUAAAGUACUCAGGUUACAUCUUAAAAGAUUCAGGUGGUUGGGUAGGAACAACAGAGAAAAGAUCAAUAUCCAUGUUAACUUUGAAGAGUUGUUAGAUAUGACUCCUUACUGUCACCCAGACCAGCCCAAUGACAGCUACCUCUAUCAAUUAUCAUCUGUCAUCAUGCACCACGGACGAGGCUUUGGUUCUGGACAUUAUACUGCUUAUGUCUUCAAUGAAGAAACAGAAUCAUUUUACCACUGUAAUGAUGCCAACCUGUGCCCCUGUCCCCUGCCAGAUGUACUUAAGGCCCAGGGAUAUAUCCUGGUAUAUACACAGCUGCAACAACCAGAUACUGAACUGUCAUUUCCUUAUACAGACAUCAUCGAAGAAGUAGAUAAGGAGGUGUCUUUCAACUUUAAAAAUAGCGAUGCAUCCCUUGUAUUGCGUAAAAGGCGAGAACUUUGCGAUGGAAAUGCUGAAUCUCUCAAAGUAUCAAAGCGACGUCGGACUUGUACUUGGUGAUGAUUGAGAUUUAAUGUCAGAUUCACAGUUAUAUAUUUGAUCAGAUAUCUCACUUCUUAUAUCAGGAACUAAUAUUAUGAUAGCAAGGAGGGGAUUUGCAUGAUCUUUGAAAAGAUUGCUUCAAGCAUUUCUUAGCGUGGAUGAAAAGUGAGACCUGUAUAUGUAGGUGUAUUUAACUCUAGUCAACUUAUAAAGUAUAUUGAAGACCAGAACACAGAACGUAGAUUUUCAAAGGAACCAGGAUGAUGACUUACUCCUGAUGUAGGCUCAAGUUCAACAGCCGAAUAUCUAAAUCAAUUAUUUCGUGUAAAAUGGCUCAUGUAAAUGAUUUAUAUACAUUAAUUACAUGUAUUUAUAACAUCAAGUAUGUUCGAUGAACAAUAAAUUGCUGUGUGAGUAAUGGAUUGUUUUAGUGACAAAGUUUUAGAGCUCACUUUAACAAUUGGUUUACUGUGCUGGUACAUAGGCACAUUAGAGAGGUUUUUCCACAAAGUUUGAACCCAACAUAUCUAAAAUCUGUAAAGCAUUCAGCAGAUUUAUGCAUAGUAGUUCAAUUAAAACAAGAUAUGGUUACGGGUGCAUUUAAGCUAUAUCCUGUUGUGCGAAACCUCUAUUAUAUCCUAACUCUGUCCAUCCUUUUUGCCAAAUAUUUAUUAGAAGAGAUAUGCAUGAUUUUAUGUUUAACCCUUUCACGACGAUA